GGGAAAUGGCUGCUUCCAGAAGCAGUUGUUAACACAGGGAGCUACAGCAAUUCAAGAAAAAAAAAACCAAAACAAAAAAACAAACACAAAAACAAAGCGGGAAAACAGGUAGAAGCGCUGCAUUUUACUGAACGCAAUCGUAUAAGAAUAACUGUGGUAACACCCCCAUUCCUCCCAGAACAUUUUAAGGAAGAGACAGCAUUUCUGUUCUUCACAGCGUGCGGCUACACUUAGGUGAAAGAAUGCCUCCCAAGAUCACCACUGAGCUGCUUCGGCAGUUGCGCCAAGCAAUGAAAAACAGCAAGUAUAUCUCGGAGCCCAUACAGGCUUACAUUGUGCCAUCAGGGGAUGCACACCAGAGUGAAUACAUAGCACCGUGUGACUGCAGACGGGAGUUUAUCUCUGGAUUUAAUGGCUCUGCAGGCACUGCUAUUAUCACAGAGAAGCAUGCAGCAAUAUGGACAGAUGGGCGCUAUUUUCUGCAGGCGGCCCAGCAGAUGGACAAAAACUGGACUCUCAUGAAGAUGGGUUUAAAGGAAACUCCUUCCCAGGAAGAUUGGCUGCUAAGUGUUCUUCCUGAGGGUUCAAAGGUUGGAGUUGAUCCCUGGAUCAUACCUGCAGAUCAGUGGAAGCACAUGUCUAAAGCCCUGACCAGUGCUGGGCACUCUCUUGUCCCUGUUCAAGAAAACCUAAUUGAUCCAUUUUGGACGGAUCGAUCAGCCCGACCCAGUUCACCCUUAAUAGUUCUGGGACUGAAUUACACAGGCAUGACUUGGCAGGAUAAGAUCACAUCGUUACGGACAAAGAUGGCUGACAGAAAGAUCACCUGGUUUGUUAUCACAGCGUUGGAUGAAAUCGCAUGGCUUUUUAAUCUCCGUGGCGCAGAUAUUGAGUAUAACCCAGUGUUCUUUGCCUAUUCCAUAAUUGGGAGAAGCACCAUCAGGCUUUUCAUAAAUGGAGACCGUAUGGCUGAUCCAGCUGUGAAGGAACAUCUGCAGUUAAACGCCUCACCUAAGCCUGAGUUUAAAGUCCAGGUUCUCCCAUACGAAUCAAUCUUGACAGAGCUGCAGGGCAUCUGUGGUGGGCUUGGUCCGAAGGAGAAAGUGUGGAUCAGUGACAAAGCCAGCUUUGCGCUGACAGAGACCAUUCCAAAGAUCCACAGAUCCCCAACUCCAUCCACACCCAUAUGCCUCGCAAAGGCAGUGAAGAACGCCACUGAAAUUGAAGGCAUGAGGAGGGCACAUAUCAAAGAUGCGGUUGCGCUCUGUGAACUGUUUGCAUGGUUAGAUAAAGAGAUCCCAAAGGGCACAGUGACAGAAAUAUCAAGUGCUGACAAAGCUGAAGAACUUCGCCGUCAACAGAAAGACUUUGUGGACUUGAGUUUUCCCACAAUUUCUGCCGUUGGACCGAAUGGUGCUAUCAUUCAUUACAGUCCACUUCCAGAAACCAACCGGACCCUUAGCCUCAAUGAACUGUACCUGAUAGAUUCCGGAGCUCAGUUCAAGGAUGGAACAACUGAUGUAACCCGGACAAUUCAUUUUGGCACCCCUACAGCUUAUGAAAAGGAAUGCUUCACCUAUGUCCUGAAAGGCCACAUAGCUGUAAGCGCUGCAGUUUUUCCCAAUGGAACCAAAGGGCACCUUCUGGACUCAUUUGCCCGCUCUGCUCUCUGGGAGUCUGGUCUCGAUUACCUUCAUGGGACGGGACAUGGAGUAGGGUGCUUUCUGAAUGUCCACGAGGGCCCCUGUGGAAUCAGCUACAAAACCUUUGCUGACGAACCUCUUGAGGCAGGGAUGAUAGUCAGCGAUGAACCUGGAUUUUAUGAGGAUGGAUCUUUUGGAAUUCGAAUUGAAAAUGUUGUACUUGUGGUUCCUGCCAAACCGAAGUACAACUACAGGAACCGAGGCAGUCUGACUUUUGAACCACUUACUCUUGUCCCCAUUCAAGUAAAAAUGAUGAAUACUGACAUGUUAACGCAAAAGGAGAGAGACUGGGUGAAUGAGUACCACAAGCAGUGCAGAGAGGUGGUCGGGGCUGAGCUGGAGAGGCAAGGUCGGCAUGCUGCUCUUCAGUGGCUAAUCAGGGAAACUCAGCCCAUUGCAUAACUGCACUGCUCGAUUUAACAGUCUAAUCAGCAGCGAAUGGAACAAGAAGAUCCUUAUCUCAUCAUUUAUCUUCAGAAAAAAAGUGACAGUUUCAAAAUCUUGUGGCUAAAGUCUCCACAAUUGUUUGCUUAUUUUAUAAAAAAAUGCAUACAGAUUAAUACAGUUGACAUAAUA
Molecule: messenger RNA, 2279 nt
Organism: Polyodon spathula (Mississippi paddlefish)
Lineage: Eukaryota; Metazoa; Chordata; Actinopteri; Acipenseriformes; Polyodontidae
Product: xaa-Pro aminopeptidase 1-like
Exons: 21
Coding region: 243-2105 (620 amino acids)
Molecular function (GO): metalloaminopeptidase activity
Source: RefSeq, a predicted model, not a curated record